GUUUUUUUGAGGAAGUUUUUUAAUUUGACGUUUUUUUGUGUUUUUCAACGUUUGGCAACAUUCUUCCGGCAUUUGGCGGGACAAGCGUCAUAAGGCUGUCGGUGAUAACCGUGUUUUUUGGAGUUUUUAUACGUUUUUAAGUGGUUCUGAAGUAAAAAUGGGAGAUAAAGGAGACGCAGAGACUUUCGACGAUGCGGUGGAAGAAAGGGUGAUCAACGAGGAGUACAAAAUAUGGAAAAAAAACACACCGUUUUUGUACGAUUUGGUGAUGACCCACGCGUUGGAAUGGCCCUCGCUGACAGCCCAAUGGUUGCCCGACGUGACCCGACCCGACGGCAAAGACCACUCCAUCCACCGACUGAUUCUGGGCACGCACACCUCAGACGAGCAAAACCACCUCUUGAUAGCCUCCGUGCAGCUGCCCAACGAGGACGCGCAGUUCGAUGCCUCGCACUACGACAACGAGAAGGGCGAGUUCGGCGGGUUCGGUUCCGUGUCCGGCAAAAUCGAGAUCGAGAUCAAAAUCAACCACGAAGGGGAGGUGAAUAGGGCGCGGUACAUGCCGCAAAACCCGUGCGUAAUCGCGACCAAAACCCCGUCCAGCGACGUGCUGGUGUUCGAUUACACCAAGCACCCCAGCAAGCCCGACCCCAACGGCGAGUGCUUUCCGGAUUUGAGGUUACGGGGGCACCAGAAGGAGGGUUACGGGUUGUCGUGGAACCCUAACCUCAACGGGUACCUGUUGUCGGCCUCCGAUGAUCACACGAUUUGUUUGUGGGACAUAAACGCGAACCCCAAGGAUAACCGGGUUAUAGACGCGAAAACUAUUUUUACCGGGCAUACGGCUGUGGUUGAGGAUGUGGCUUGGCAUUUGCUGCACGAAUCUCUCUUUGGAAGUGUGGCCGACGACCAGAAGUUGAUGAUUUGGGAUACGCGUUGCAACAACACCUCCAAACCCUCCCACACGGUGGACGCCCACACAGCCGAAGUGAACUGUCUUUCGUUCAACCCCUACUCGGAGUUCAUCCUGGCUACGGGCUCCGCGGACAAAACGGUCGCGCUCUGGGAUUUACGCAACCUAAAACUGAAGCUGCACAGCUUCGAGUCGCACAAGGACGAGAUUUUCCAGGUGCAGUGGAGCCCCCACAACGAGACCAUCUUGGCGUCGUCCGGCACGGACAGGAGGUUGCACGUCUGGGAUCUGAGCAAGAUCGGCGAGGAGCAGAGCACGGAAGAUGCGGAGGAUGGCCCCCCCGAGUUGCUGUUCAUUCACGGUGGACACACCGCCAAGAUUUCCGAUUUCAGUUGGAACCCCAACGAACCGUGGGUGAUAUGCUCGGUCUCCGAGGAUAAUAUAAUGCAGGUAUGGCAAAUGGCGGAAAACAUCUAUAACGAUGAGGAACCCGAGCAGCAGGCAAGUGAUAUCGAAACGGCCGCGAAUUAGUCCACAUUUUCCACAAUUUUUUUUAUCGUCGUCUAUAAUAAUUUUUAUUUAUGUCUUUAGUAUUUUUCUUUAUAAUUGUGACUUCCACAUAGUUAGUUAUAAAUGAUCGUUUUUUAAUGUGUGUAAGUUAAGUAAGGUACAAAAAUAAUACAAAAGUAAUUGUUCUGCUUUUAUUUUGUUAAUUUUAAAUACAAUUUUUAUAUUUAGACUGUCUGUUUUUUAUUUUUUUAUUUAACCUUAAAAAUUACAUUUUCGGACCUGUAAAAUGUUUUUGCAGCCCCUGCCAAACUUUAAAGUAAUCUGCAUCCAACUUUUCGCAUGUUUUGGCGCCCCAUUUGGUAACGGCCAACCCCAGGCAACUUUCAAACAUAAAUGC
Brassicogethes aeneus is the source of this 1820-nucleotide messenger RNA. The record is from the annotation of a GenBank genome assembly. Lineage: Eukaryota; Metazoa; Arthropoda; Insecta; Coleoptera; Nitidulidae.